AUGUCGAGGUUGUUGGAGAGCCAGGGCAAGUACGAAGACCCAGACCCCUUGUUGUUGCGGGUCCUGGAAAUUCUGGGUGCAACAGUCGGCAGAGAGCACCCCAAAUAUGCUUCAGCGCUCAACAACCGGGCGGGGUUGUUGCGACUGCAGGGCAAGUACGAAGAAGCAGCCUCCCUGUUACUGCGGGUCCUGGAAAUUCUAGAUGCAAAAGUAGGCAGAGAACACCCCACCUAUGCUACAGCGCUUAACAGCCGGGUGGGGUUGUUGAAGCUGCAGGGCGAGUACGAAGAGGCGGACUCCUUGAUGUUGCGGGUCCUGGAUAUUCUGGGUACAACCGUAGGCAGAGAACACCCCAGCUAUGCUGCAGCGCUUAGCAACCGGGCGGAAUUGUUGAGACUGCAGCGAGCUGCUUGA
Molecule: messenger RNA, 414 nt
Organism: Ectocarpus siliculosus
Lineage: Eukaryota; Phaeophyceae; Ectocarpales; Ectocarpaceae
Source: the annotation of a GenBank genome assembly